CUCUACGUCCGCUCAUCGGCGGCCGGGGCGGAGAGAGGGAGGGCACAGCUCGUCUCCCGCCCCCUGCUCGCCUUCUCCUUCUCCUCCUCCUCCUCCUGGUGCCCGCCCUCUGUUCCUCCUUCCCUCCCUGCAGCGCCGGGGAGACCGCGAGAGCGGCGCCCGCCCCUCCAGGGCGAGGGAAGGCGGUGCAGCCCGCGGGCAGGAAGCUGGAUGAGGACGUGUGCGCGGGCAAGGCAGCCCCUCGGGCAUGAAGGGGACCGCGGGGACGCUGCCCUGCCCUGCAGCCGAGCGGGGACAUCAGGAGGACAGCUGCCUUCAGAUGGUACAGAACUCACUGACAGUUGCUCUUGCUUCAGUCCUACUUCAUGAGAACUUCAGAAGUUACUAACUGAGUGAUAUUUGGCCAGACCUAAAAUAUCUUCCACUCCAGAUCUGAAAGUAGUGGAAAAGUUAGACAAUUCUCUCUUGGAAAGAGACCGGUUGUAGUUUUUUCACAAGUCCACAUUGUUUCAAAUCUCCAAGCAGAUGGUACGUGAACAAUACAUGACAACAACACCAGGCACGAGCCUAGAGAGGCCGAAGAAUGAAUAUGUCUACAAAAUUGGAAUUUAUGGCUGGAGAAAGCGUUGUCUCUACCUGUUUGUUCUCCUCCUGCUUAUCAUCCUAGUUGUGAAUUUUUCGUUGACAAUUUGGAUUCUUAAAGUGAUGUGGUUUUCCCCAACUGGAAUGGGACACCUGCGUGUUACAAAAGAAGGCCUUCGACUGGAAGGGGAAUCUGAAUUCUUAUUCCCUCUUUAUGCCAAAGAAAUCCAUUCGAGAGUGGACUCAUCACUGCUUCUCCAGUCUACUCACAAUGUGACUGUGAAUGCUCGCAAUUCAAAUGGGGAAGUCACAGGCAGAUUAAAUGUGGGUCCUAAAAUGGUAGAAUUCCACAGUCAGCAAUUUCAGAUCAACUCAAAGGAUGGAAAGCCACUUUUUACAGUGGAUGAAAAUGAAGUUGUAAUUGGCACAGAUAAGCUGCGAGUCACAGGACCUGAAGGGGCACUUUUUGAACAUUCUGUAGAAACACCACUUGUGAAAGCAGAAGCUUUUAAACAGCUUAGGCUGGAAUCACCAACUCGAUCUCUGAGCAUGGAUGCACCACGAGGAAUUAAUAUUAAAGCACAAGCUGGGAAUAUUGAAGCGCUUUCCCAGAUGGAUAUCAAACUACACAGCAGUGAUGGCGUGCUUUUGCUGGAUGCUGAAACCGUGCGUCUGCCCAAGCUGCCUGAGGGUACAAGGGGUGGAUCUGGGAUUUCUCAGGGGCUCUAUGAAAUCUGUGUGUGUCCAGAUGGAAAGCUCUACUUGUCAGUGGCUGGCAUGGGCUCCACUUGCCAGGAAUACAGCCGAGUCUGCCAGUGAGGCACCCAAAAGGCCACACACCUCCUUGGGCAUCUGGGUUUUGUAUUACUCCUAAAGAGCAUUACUGAAAGCAUAUUUUUCAGCAUUUUAGAAACAAAGUACUUAAAAUUUAGGAAACAAAUCUGCAUCUACAGUUCUGGAAUACAGGGUGUAAGGGGAAGAAGAGCACAAAUGACAUUUCCACUGCAGAAGAAUGACCUGACUCAAAUUACAUGUUUUGUCAGAAACACUUGGAAAACAGCCUUACAGAGAGUAUAAAAAAUAAAACAAAUAUGUUUCCUUGCUGAACUGUUAUUCAGUCAGAUGAUUAUGUCGUUGUUCAUAUUUUUGAGAUCCAUGGGUUUUUCCUCUCACUACAUGUAAACACUUACUGGGUGAAAUGAAAUUGAGGGAACUACUUGAAUUAUUUGUAAGACAAAGCAUUAUUUGGAAAAUUCAGAAAGUGCCAGCAAAUGGUCUAUGCAAUUUUGUUCUUGCAAUAACACAAGAUAGAAAAAUGUGGUAUUUGUGUGAGUUCUGUGUAAAAGAUGUUAAUUUGUUGAUAGCUUUCUGUUUUAAUUUGGCAACACAUAUGCUGAUUUGCUUCUUACUGAGAUUCGUAUAAAAAUACCUAAUGCAAAAGCUCCAGAAGUCAUGAAGGCCUCUCUGUGUCUCAGAUCCAUUCACUAUAAAACGGAGAAGUAUGUUAGUGUAUUUUAUUAUAGCAUUGUUUGUUCUACUGCCUGUACCAUCAUAUUCAAUCAAAUCCUUUUUUAUUUUAUGACAUGCUAAUUCAACAAGGCAAUCUGUUGUGCCAGCUGGACUAGUAAACAAAAAAAAAUAUGUCUUCAGAUUGUCUGACCUAAGGAACUCUUUGGGCAGUGGGAAAAAUUCCUUUUAUGCAGCCCACAGAUUUCAACUAAGAGGAAUAUUUCAUUCCCAUCUGUACCUGUUUACUGGUAUUUCUGAUCUGUCAGAGUGGGACUCCACCACAAACAGAGAGAGUAAAACUGUUAUUAUUUUUUACAUUAGGAUUUUGGAUACAAAAUAAAUGCUCACCAGAGCUGACAAACCGUUUAUUGGCCUUGUAAAGAAACACAACUGCAGACCCAUUCCCCUGUACAGUGUUGCACUGAACACAAAUAAAUUGUUUGCACACCU
Messenger RNA from Agelaius phoeniceus (red-winged blackbird), 2541 nucleotides. It is a transcript of the gene SGCG, whose product is annotated as sarcoglycan gamma. Gene Ontology annotation, cellular component: sarcoglycan complex; sarcolemma. The record is from RefSeq and is a predicted model, not a curated record. Gene Ontology annotation, biological process: cardiac muscle tissue development; heart contraction. NCBI's taxonomy places the organism in Eukaryota, Metazoa, Chordata, Aves, Passeriformes, Icteridae.